This is a messenger RNA of Scophthalmus maximus (turbot), 2024 nucleotides long. RefSeq names its product protein NipSnap homolog 2. The record is from RefSeq and is a predicted model, not a curated record. Gene Ontology annotation, cellular component: mitochondrion. Lineage: Eukaryota; Metazoa; Chordata; Actinopteri; Pleuronectiformes; Scophthalmidae. The transcript has 10 exons. Bases 86 to 934 code for a protein of 282 amino acids.
CAGCCUGGUCCGCGGCUGCAGCCCGAGUCAAACCCGUCGCUACUCGCUGUUGUCAACAGUGUCCGGGGGGGGGAAGAAAGAAAAGAUGGCGACCCGAGUCCUUCAGAGAGUCGGCAGCGGCCUGAGGCAGACGAGGAACGGGCUCCAGGCGCACGGACCGGUCACGGUGGUCGCGAGGAGCAUCGCAGGUUCACGUGAGGACAGCUGGUUCAAGUCCCUGUUUGUCAGAAAGGUUGACCCAAGAAAAGACGCUCACUCUCAUGUGCUCGCCAAGAAAGAAGACAGCAAUCUGUAUAAAAUACAAUUUCACAAUGUCAAGCCUGAAUGCCUUGAUGAUUACAAUGAACUUUGUGAGGACGUCUUGCCUUCUAUCCACGCUAACCCUGACUACCCCUGUGAGCUCGUGGGCACCUGGAACACAUGGUACGGAGAGCAGGAUCAGGCAGUUCACCUGUGGAGAUAUCGGGGAGGAUACCCGGCUCUCACCGAAGUCAUGAACAAACUCAGGCAGAAUAAGGACUUUAUGGACUACAGGAGCGAGAGGGGGAAGAUGUUGUUGUCACGUAGGAACCAGUUACUGCUGGAGUUCAGCUUCUGGAAUGAACCUGUCCCUCGUUCAGGACCCAACAUCUACGAGCUGCGAUCAUAUCAACUCAGGCCUGGAACGAUGAUUGAGUGGGGGAAUUACUGGGCGCGCGCUAUUGACAUUCGCCAGCAGAACCACGAGGCGGUGGGAGGCUUUUUCUCACAGAUAGGAAGUCUGUACACGGUUCAUCACUUGUGGGCUUACAAAGACCUUCAGUCCAGAGAAGACACCAGAAACGCAGCCUGGCAGCGUGAAGGCUGGGAUGAAGUUGUUUAUUACACAGUCCCCCUUAUUCAGCACAUGGAAUCUCGGAUAAUGAUUCCCAUGAAGAGCUCGCCCUUGAAGUAACCACAGUUACUGGGAUAACCCCUCAACAGCCUCCACAUCACGGAUCUGUCGAGAGCGUAACCAACCCCUCGGAGUGUGCACUGCCAGAGAUGUGGGCAUAACAUUAACAUCAACAUGUUUCGGUUUUUGUUUUCUUUUUUGUUUUCUUUCUUUCUGUCUUUACUCCCCUUUUCUGUGUGGGCCUAGAAUGUCUUAUUUCAGAUCAUGCGCUUGAAUUGAUAAUCACCAAAACUGAAUCUGUUACUGAGGUUUCUGUGUUACUUAUCCACUAUUGCACUGUGUGUAGACAAAACAUAAUCUGACGCACUCCUCCGUCUCACUGCCUCCAUCAUAUAAAGGGUCAGUUUUGAAAGGCUCAUCUUAUUAUUAUUUAUUUUUUUAAUAUGAUGAGCUAAAAAGUUUGUGUUAUGAAAUACCAGGAAGUAGAAAACCUAUCAUGGACUGGAUGAGCUUUUUUAAAAGGUACAGGGGAUGGUCAGUUUCACAGAGGGGAGUGUGCUUUUUACAAACCAGUGUUGUUUAUUUGACAGUGAAGCUGAUUGUCAGAGAUGGAGGCCUGUAGUGUACAACUGAUGAUCACGUGCACCAGUCAUUUGUUUCAAAAGGUUGACUUUGAUCUAGAGCACCCCCCCCCCCCCCCCGGAUUUGUCAUGUCCAUUUCCCCCUGUUUGUGCCUCGUCUGCUUAACUGACCAUAUCUACAGAUUUUCUCCUACUUAAACGCCAUGACGCUUCCUGACUUUCAGCUGAGAAAAGGGGGAAACGGUAAUUAAAAAUGAUUAGAAAAUGACUGGUGACUGCAGUGACUGGUUUGGCCUAUCCCUAUAUCAGGCAAUGAAUUAACGCCAAGGGGGUGAUUGUGUGCUGAGAUUAGUUUUUCUUUUUCUUUUAAUGUUCAGAUUGUAGAUAAGCAAGUGGGUUUAUUAACCAAGCCAGUGAUAUGGUCAAUGCUGUAUCUGUAACUAAAGUGGGAUAAUCUGAACUACCUUACCUUGACAAACGAAAUUUCUCGGUGUGGCAAAAAUGAAAUGCAGUGCUUCAGAAAGAUUAGUUGUACAUAUUGAAUUAAACUUCUGAUGAAAAAUGCAAAA